UCUUCGUGCAUACUUCGCUCUGAGAGUGAAACAGCUCUUUCACGUUCCCCCAAACACUUCAAAUAUGGCUGCUCCAGCCAUGGAGACCUUCACACUGGAGGAAAUUGUUCUCCCAAACACUUCAAAUAUGGCUGCUCCUGCCAUGGAGACCUUCACACCGGAGGAAAUUCCAGACCUUGAGAAGAGUAGCCAAGCCGAAAGGGCUCAGUGGGUGUUGAAUGCACCCGAACCCCCAGGUCCAUGGCGUGAGCUGAUUCAUUCUGUAAGGGAAACCCUUUUAGGGCCUUGUGGAAACAAGUUAUUGGCCCUCAAGAAUCAGCCCGGACCGGAACAAGUUGUUUUGUUCUUGCAAGGGAUAUUUCCUAUCCUUGUUUGGUGUCGAAGCUACUCGGUGACAAAAUUUAAGAACGAUUUACUGGCGGGUCUAACUAUUGCUAGCCUCUGCAUUCCCCAGAGUAUUGGAUAUGCAACUUUAGCAAAACUUGAUCCUCAAUAUGGUCUCUACACAAGUGUGGUACCGCCUCUUAUUUAUGCUGUAAUGGGGACUUCAAGAGAGAUAGCUAUUGGACCCGUAGCUGUGGUUUCACUGCUUUUGCCCUCAAUGAUUCAAAAAUUACAAGAUCCUGUGGCUGAUCCAGUUUCCUACACAAAGCUUGUUUUGACAGCAACUUUCUUUGCGGGAAUCUUUCAAACUGCCUUUGGACUUUUCAGAUUAGGAUUUCUUGUGGAUUUCCUCUCCCAUGCUGCUAUUGUCGGGUUUGUGGCUGGAGCGGCCAUAGUAAUUGGCCUUCAACAACUGAAGGGACUUCUUGGGAUCAGUCACUUCACCAACAAGACUGAUGUAAUAUCAGUCGGGGAAGCAGUUUGGAGAUCAGUUCAUCAUCAUUGGAGUCCUUACAAUUUUAUCCUUGGGUGCUCAUUCCUGAGUUUCAUCCUAUUUACUCGAUUUCUGGGUAGAAGGAAAAAGAGACUCUUCUGGUUGCCAGCCAUUGCUCCUCUCCUAUCUGUUAUAUUAUCGACUCUAAUUGUUUUUCUGACAAGAGCGGACACACAUGGCAUUAAAAUUGUAAAACACAUCAAAGGAGGCCUCAACCCAAGCUCACUUCAUCAGUUACAGCUCGAUGGCCCGCAGGUUGGAGAAGUGGCAAAAGCUGGACUGGUUGUUGCCGUUGUUGCACUCACGGAAGCGAUUGCAGUUGGGCGAUCUUUCUCGUCAAUAAAAGGAUACAACAUUGAUGGAAACAAAGAAAUGGUUGCCAUAGGCUUCAUGAACGUCAUAGGUUCUUUCACUUCCUGCUAUGUUGCCACCGGUUCAUUCUCACGCACUGCCGUAAAUUUCAGUGCUGGUUGUGAAACUUUAGUAUCGAAUAUUGUGAUGGCAAUUACAGUGAUCAUAUCAUUGCAAUUAUUCACAAGGCUCUUAUAUUUCACUCCAAUAGCAAUCCUUGCUUCAAUAAUUCUAUCUGCUCUUCCGGGACUCAUUGACCUCAGUGCAGCUUACAAUAUUUGGAAGAUUGAUAAGCUAGAUUUCCUUACUUGCAUCGCUGCAUUCUUCGGUGUGUUGUUUGUAUCCGUGGAGAUUGGCCUUCUAGUUGCGGUAGCAAUAUCGUUUGCAAAGAUUAUUCUCAUAUCAAUUCUACCAGGCACAGAAACCCUAGGACGAAUUCCUGGAACUGAUAUGUUCUGUGACAUCAAUCAAUAUCCCAUGGCUUCAAAGACUUCUGGGGUCGUAAUAAUCCGUGUCAAGUCCGCCGUGAUUUGUUUUGCAAAUGCUAAUAUCAUUAAAGAAAGCAUUAUGAGAUGGGUUACUGAAGAUCAAGCGGAGGAUACAAAAUUAGCAAAUGUAAAAGGUCAUAAUAUUUAUAAACUCGUAAUUCUGGACACAUCCGGCCUAAUGGACGUCGACACAUCAGGCAUUGCUAGUCUGCAGGAGUUGCAUAAGAAUCUCACUUCACAUGGAAUCGAGUUAGCCAUUGCCAAUCCAAGGUGGCAAGUCAUUCACAAGCUAAGGUUAGCAAACUUUGUGAGCAAGAUUGGAGGAAGGGUCUACUUGACUGUGGGAGAAGCUGUGGGCGCAGCAGCUCCUGAUGCAGAAAGGGCUAAUAUUCAAGCGUGAAGGACUCUGUCAAGAGAACGGAAUUGGGAAAAUAAUAAAUUACUAAAGUCAUGUUACUUUUGUUGAGUAAUUUAUCUAGCUAGCUUGCAUGCAUGUGUGGCCGAGUCCCAUAGUACUUGUACUGUAUAAAAAAAUGGGACGAAUAUCAAUAAUGAGACGAUGGCAGCUUUGAUCUCCUCCUUUCUGUUAGACAAACGUACGGGAGGGAGGGAUGGGGGAAAGAAUGUUCAAAUGUUUGUGAAUUUGUUGUUGCUGAUCAGUUUUAUGUGAUGGAAAUAUAUAUGUAAUCAUGUACGUCUAAAACUAGUGUUUUGAAAUAUUAA
Molecule: messenger RNA, 2439 nt
Organism: Juglans regia (Persian walnut)
Lineage: Eukaryota; Viridiplantae; Streptophyta; Magnoliopsida; Fagales; Juglandaceae
Product: sulfate transporter 2.1
Exons: 12
Coding region: 65-2116 (683 amino acids)
Biological process (GO): transmembrane transport
Cellular component (GO): membrane
Molecular function (GO): secondary active sulfate transmembrane transporter activity
Source: RefSeq, a predicted model, not a curated record